Hypanus sabinus (Atlantic stingray) is the source of this 1722-nucleotide messenger RNA. RefSeq names its product CCN family member 4-like. Gene Ontology annotation, cellular component: extracellular matrix; extracellular region. Lineage: Eukaryota; Metazoa; Chordata; Chondrichthyes; Myliobatiformes; Dasyatidae. The coding region runs from base 128 to 1213 and encodes 361 amino acids. Gene Ontology annotation, biological process: cell adhesion; signal transduction. The transcript is spliced from 5 exons. Gene Ontology annotation, molecular function: integrin binding; heparin binding. The record is from RefSeq and is a predicted model, not a curated record.
UAGGGAGGACGGCAUGGAACUAGUUGGGAUUACGUGUUCAGGAAUGCAGACUGGUGGAAUCCUUAGCCUGUGAAUCUGCAAAUCCCUCAACUUCAAGGUUAAAUGAAUUUUCAACGGUUUUACAGAGAUGAAGAAGCUGCUGCUUUGGAUUCUAGUGGCAGGAAUCACAACUCAGACUCUCACCCAGGACUCCAAGGAAUCUGCAAAGGAGGACGGGAAUUCAAUGGAUUUUGUCCACCCGAAUAACCGCACCCAGUACUGCCACUGGCCCUGCCAGUGUCCAAAGCGGUUGCCCAGGUGCCCACCUGGCAUUAGCCUGGUGAUGGAUGGCUGUGAAUGCUGCAAGACAUGUGCCAAGCAGCUGAGAGAGAACUGCACGGAGGCAGACACCUGUGAUUACCACAGAGGACUGUACUGCGACUAUAGUGGGGAUGCCCCUAGGUACGAAGUAGGAAUAUGUGCAUAUAUGAGUGGAAUUGGUUGUGAACUCAAUGGUGCCAGGUACUACAAUGGGCAAAGUUUUCAACCCAGCUGCAAGUACAAGUGUACAUGUAUGAAUGGUGCAAUCGGCUGCGUUCCAGUGUGCAGGGAAUCCCGUCCUCCACUCAUCUGGUGUCAGAACCCCAAACGUAUAAAAAUACCAGGAGAGUGCUGCGAGCAGUGGAUAUGUGAUGACGCAAAGCUGAGGAAGGCUGCACCUCGCCAUGUGUCCAUGUCAGCGUUCCAAGGGGAAUUGGAAGUGUGGCACCAGAACUGCUUAGUGCAAACUACACAAUGGAGUGAAUGUUCCAAAUCCUGUGGAAUGGGGAUUUCAACCAGGAUUUCAAAUGAAAAUCGCCAGUGUAAGAUAGUGAACGAAAGACGCCUUUGUUACUUAAGGCCGUGCAACGUUGACAUUACCAAGCAUAUCAAGGAGGGGAAAAAGUGCCUCAGUGUCCUGAAGCAGGUGGAACCCGUAAACUUUACCUUGUCUGGGUGUGUGAGCCAACGCACAUAUCGACCCAAAUACUGUGGCAUCUGCACAGAUGACCGAUGCUGCACUCCCCAGAAAUCAAAGACCAUUAAGGUGAAUUUUGACUGCCCUGAUGGUCUGGGCUUCUCCAAGAACAUGAUGUGGAUAAACUCCUGUUUCUGCAACCUAAAGUGCAAGAAACUAAACGACAUCUUUGCAGAUCUGUUGAAUUAUCCUGACUACUCUGAAAUAGCAAACUAAGUGCUAAAAAGUACAUCCUUUUGACUAACUGCUGACGAGAAUGGCAAGAAUACUGGAGAAUAAGUACGAUUUUGGCCUGAAGUAACAAUGCAAAUCAUGUACCUGUCAUCAAUUGCCAGAAAGAUACAUGUUCCAUAUCUCAGCUUUGAGGAAUUAUCAUUUUUUGACAAAAUAAAAUAAAUUUAUUUAGUGAAUUAAAAUAUUCAAUAGAAUAUUAAAAGAUAUUAUUUACUGAGGUGUUGGAAGUUCAGUCAGUCGAUACUACUUUUCAUGACAGUACUGAAAAUGUGCAUUCCACCAUUUAGAGUGAUAAUUAGAUAGUUGGUGUUUUAAAUCCUCUUUUUCAGGUUUUCUCAUUUGACACCAAUCUGAGUAUCACAAAAAGAUACAAAAGUCAGGGGAAAAAAAUUCAAGCAUCAUCAAAGCAACUUCAUUCCUUUUACAUUGAAUUUAAACUGAUUUGUUUUCUUCUUGUCAAAUAAAGGAUUAAGAUCCAAUGGCAAUAUUAA